AACAACGGUUUAGCUGUCUGUUGCAAUUUGGCGCGAAGCGUCCGUCUCUAGGGUUCUUCAAGGCUUGUUUUUUUUUUAGUUUCUUUCUAGUUUUAUUUUACCUUUACAGUGUUCAGUUUCAACGUAUUGAUUCCUAAAAACAAUAACAGUACAUAAACAAAAUGCCACCUGGAAAAAACAGACUAGUUAGCGAGGAACCUGUGGUAGAAAAACGCAGGAAAAAAAGUCAUGAACCUACAACUGACCAAUUAAAAGAUCCAGAUGCUGAUGUUGAAUCAGAAGCUGAAGAUGUAGAAGAAGACGAGUAUGGGGAUGCUGGAACUCGUAUUGGAGGUAUAUACAUCCCACCACGCCCAACCCCAGCAUGUACUAUGGAUGCCAAUGGACCACGGCUGGUUAUCACUCAUAUAGAUAACAUCAACUUCAAAAGUUAUGCUGGAAAACAAGUUUUGGGACCAUUUCACAAAAGUUUUACCUCCAUUAUCGGACCAAAUGGCAGUGGGAAAAGCAAUGUGAUUGACUCUAUGUUGUUUGUGUUUGGAUAUCGUGCCCAGAAAAUUCGUUCAAAAAGUGUUGCUGUACUUAUUCACAAUUCUGAAAACCAUUCAAAUGUGCAGAGUUGCUCUGUAGCAGUGCACUUUCAGUUGAUUGAAGAUAUUAAUGACAAUGAUUUUACUGUCAUUCCCGGUUCACAAUUUGUGGUGGCCAGAACAGCUUUUAAGGACAAUUCAUCAUUUUAUCAAAUUAAUGGAAAGCGUGUCCAGUUCAAACAAGUUGCCAAACUCUUGAGGAAUCAAGGGAUUGAUUUGGACCACAAUAGGUUUCUCAUCUUACAAGGAGAAGUAGAACAAAUCGCUAUGAUGAAACCGAAAGCCCCAAAUGAACAUGAAGGCGGCAUGCUUGAAUUUUUAGAAGAUAUUAUUGGAUCAUCAAGGUAUAAAGAGCCCACCGAAAUUCUUAGCCAAAGGGUAGAAACGCUGAAUACCCAAAGGACCGAGAAGCUAAACCGCGUUAAGCUAGUGGAAAAAGAAAAAGACGAGCUCGAAGGGCCCAAAAAUGAAGCGAUAGCUUACAUUAAGUUAGAAAAUGAGCAUGCUCAACAUAAAUUCAAUUUGCAGCAACUUUACCAUCACCAAGCGCUAAAAGUUAUUGCCGACAGCGAACGAAAGAAAGAACAAGUGAACGAAGAAAUGGGUGAUUUGAAAAGCAGACUGGAAGAAUUGACAAAAUUCAAAGCUGAAAAGAACAAAGAAUUUAAGGAGUGCUCCAAGGAAUACGAAAACGCCCACGAAAAGCUCGAAAAAUCGGUCGCUAAAGUUGCAAGUUUGAUCAAGGAAGAUGAAAAAAUGGUUGAAGAUUACAAGCUCAUUAACACAAGCCGUAAAAAAGCCAAAGAAACAAUCAUCACUGAAAAAGCCAAAUUGGAAGAGUUGAAUAAAAUUCCUGAAAAGAAUACUAAGGAAAUAGAAGAAAUUGAAAAAGUGUUGGAAGACUUGGAGAAGAAAAAAGAAAAGGAGGAGAAACAUGUCAACGAAAUUAUGGCAAAUUUACAAACGGAAACCCAAGGACUUCAGGACGAAAAACAAAAGUUUGAAUUAGAAUUACUUCAACUUAAAAAAGCGGUCAACGAAACGCAGGCCCAGAUGGACGUAGCCCAGUCCGAAUUGGAUAUCUAUCUAAGCACCGAGAAAAAAGAAAAGAGCAACCUUGACUCGAUGAAAGAACAACUUGAAAAGGUCUCCACAACUUCUACAGAACGACGUCGUCAUCUUCAAGAACUCGAGUGUAACCAACCUAAAUGGGCAAAGUCUCUCUCUGACAAACAGUCUGAAUUACAAAAGAUCACAAACGAAGAUGCCCAGAAAAGUGAAGAACUUAGAAAUAUUCGUAUCAGGCUGGAGCAAAGCAAAUCGACUUUUUCUGCCAACAGUAGUCGGGGACGCGUCCUAGACAGCCUAAUGGAGCAAAAACGCAAAGGAACGUUACCCGGCAUCUUCGGACGUUUGGGUGAUUUGGGGGCUAUCGAUGAAAAAUACGAUGUGGCUAUAUCUACGGGAUGCGGUUCGUUAGACCAUGUCCUUGUAGACACAGUAGAUACUGCCCAAAAAUGUAUUCAGUACCUGAAACAAGCCAACCUGGGAAGAGGCUCCUUCCUUGCUUUAGAGAAAGUGCAACACCUGAUGGAUGCUGCCAAUCGUUCAGUUGAAUAUCCGGAAAAUGUCCCUCGUCUUUAUGAUUUGAUUCGAGUCAAAGAUGAGCGUGUCAAACCUGCUUUUUAUCACGGAGUACGAGAAACACUCGUUGCAACGGACUUGGAUCAGGCGACUCGCAUUGGUUAUGGACGUGUACGGUAUCGCAUCAUCACAUUAAAGGGCGACCUCAUUGAACCGGCUGGAACUAUGAGCGGAGGAGGCAAAACUUGUCUCCGUGGGAAAAUGGGCCGCAAUGUGACUACGGAUACCUCAGGUAGCGAGGUGUCGGCCAAAGAUAUUUCUUUAAUGGAAGAAAAGAUGCAGAAACUCAAUGAGGAAUGCAGCCAAUUGCGUCAGAGAAGGCAAACUCUUGAAGAUGAAUUGGUGGAAUUGACGAAAUCAACACGAGAAGGAACCACCAACCUUCAAAAAUGGAAAAUGGAAAUUAAGGCGUUAGAGGAACAGCAAAAGGCAUUAAAAGAACAGAUCAAGAUUCAAGAGACUAAAGUAGCUGAUUCAAUGGCAGACAAGAAGCGAGUCAAAGCAAUGGAAGCGGCCAUCGCCGAGAAACGCAAAGAUUACGACGCGGCCACUGAAACGGCAUCGAAAAUUGAGACGAAAGUCCAGAAGGUCCACGCGAAAAUCAUGGAGUUGACUGAGGGUAAAAUGAAUAAAGCCCGAGAAAAACUAGACGCUGUCACUAGCCAAAUUGCAAAGCUCAGCACAGAAAAAACCAAACUUGGUGUGGCAAUCAAAACUUCAGAGCGCAAUUCAAAGAAGUCUCGAGAUAAAAUCGCCACUCUGGAACAGGAAGUGAAAGAUGCCGAAAAUGAAUUACGCCAAUUGCAAGAACGGCGCAAAGAAAUCGAAGAGGAAGCUAUGAGUGUUAAAACUUCACAAGAAACCCUGGAAGCAAUUGAAAAGGAGAUGAAACAAAAGUUGACCACGUUCAAAACUGAGCUUGACGCAGCCCUUAAAGAGGAGAACAAAGUUCGAGCCGAGAAAAUUGACUACGAUCAGAAAAUGGAAAAAUUUGAGGAAGCUAUAGCGUCUCAUCGAACCAAGGCUGAGCAUUGGAAGAGAGAAAUGAGCAAAAUUAAGCUUCAAGCGAUAGACGGAAAUCCGGUCCCCGAACUUAAGCUUAUCGCAGAGGAAGAUAUGGAUGCAAUAAGAGUAGAUACGUUUCAGAAUCAGAUAACCAGAACUGAGGCAGAAUUAGCAAAAAUGUCGCCUAACUUACAGGCUAUUGGCGAUUACAGGAAAAAAGAGGAAAUCUACUUAGCACGAGUUGCCGAACUUGACGAUGUGACUCGACAGCGUGACGAAGAACGAAAGAAUGUCGACACGCUUCGCAAGGCUAGGCUAAGCGAAUUUAUGGAAGGAUUCGCAAUUAUUACUACCAAACUGAAAGAGCUCUACCAAAUGAUUACUCUGGGAGGAGAUGCUGAACUUGAGCUGGUCGAUUCGCUUGAUCCGUUCAGUGAAGGUAUCGUUUUCAGCGUUAGACCACCUAAAAAGACCUGGAAGAAUAUCUCCAACCUAUCGGGAGGUGAAAAGACGCUUUCAUCAUUGGCUUUGGUUUUCGCACUUCAUUAUUACAAGCCUACACCACUUUACGUCAUGGACGAGAUUGAUGCAGCUCUCGAUUUCAAAAAUGUCUCCAUUGUGGGGAACUACAUCAAAGAGCGAACUCGCAAUGCACAAUUCAUUAUCAUUUCUCUUCGUUCCAAUAUGUUUGAGCUUGCAGAUCGGCUGGUAGGCAUCUACAAGACACACAACACUACCAAAUCGGUGGCUAUCAAUCCUAAUACAAUCGAAAAGCGGUCGGAUAUUGAAAACAGUAAUCCUGCUUCAAAUUCUCAAGCAAAUGCCACUCCUGUUUCUACGAUGACUGUCGCGUAAAAAAAUAAUAAAAUUUCUUAUUUUCCCCA
Molecule: messenger RNA, 4123 nt
Organism: Daphnia carinata
Lineage: Eukaryota; Metazoa; Arthropoda; Branchiopoda; Diplostraca; Daphniidae
Gene: glu
Product: structural maintenance of chromosomes protein 4-like
Exons: 13
Coding region: 162-4094 (1310 amino acids)
Biological process (GO): mitotic chromosome condensation
Cellular component (GO): chromosome
Molecular function (GO): protein binding; ATP binding; ATP hydrolysis activity
Source: RefSeq, a predicted model, not a curated record